GCUGCUCUCACGACGCGUUCACUGCGCGCUCAUGGCGUUCCACUCGCGCUCGACAGCUGCGACUGACGUAUUUGGACAAGAAAUGAAUGCCCUGUGAAACUUCUUCGUCUCCCGAAUGUGAUCUUUGCAGACGCCGUGGGUGUUUCCCCGCUCAUUCCUCCGGUAUAAAUAAUCCGAAAGCACGCCGGUGGAUCGGCGCGGCAAUUUUUUGGGCGACAUUACCACGGAAAAUACGACCGAAAGCGGUUUGCUUUAAUUUCAUGACCGAAAACUGACCGUUCACCAAGUUGGUAACGACUCCGGAUCGUUAACUGUGGGGAGAAAUGGGCACUUUACGCGAUCUCCAGUACGCGUUACAGGAGAAGAUUGAAGAAUUGAGACAGAGAGACGCGCUGAUUGAUGAACUCGAGUUGGAGCUGGACCAGAAAGAUGAACUCAUCCAGAAGCUUCAGAAUGAGUUAGACAAAUACCGAUCCGUUAUAAGACCGGCAACACAACAAGUCCACAAGCAGAGUGUCCUUCAAGAGCAGCAGAGGACCAAGAGACAGGCGAUCUCUGCCGAACCUACAGCCUUUGAUAUUCAAGACCUCAAUCAUGUCACCCUGCCUUUCUAUCCAAAGAGCCCACAGUCUAAAGAACUAAUCAAAGAGGCCAUUCUUGACAAUGACUUCAUGAAGAACUUGGAGCUGUCUCAGAUUCAGGAGAUUGUGGACUGCAUGUACCCUGUGGAGUAUGAUAAAGAUAGUUGUAUCAUCAAAGAAGGCGAUGUGGGCUCCCUGGUCUAUGUCAUGGAAGAUGGCAAGGUGGAAGUGACCAAGGAAGGCAUGAAACUCUGCACCAUGGGACCAGGGAAGGUGUUCGGAGAGCUCGCCAUCCUCUAUAACUGCACCAGGACUGCUACGGUACAGAAUGGCAAGGUGGAAGUGACCAAGGAAGGCAUGAAACUCUGCACCAUGGGACCAGGGAAGGUGUUCGGAGAGCUCGCCAUCCUCUAUAACUGCACCAGGACUGCUACGGUACAGACCCUCACAAAUGUGAAGUUAUGGGCCAUCGACCGCCAGUGUUUCCAGACCAUCAUGAUGAGGACCGGACUCAUCAAGCAUGCAGAGCACAUGGACUUUCUCAAGAGCGUUCCGACAUUCCAAGGCCUUCCAGAAGAAAUACUUAGCAAGCUAGCUGAUGUGCUGGAGGAGACUCACUACAGUGAUGGAGAGUACAUUAUUAGACAAGGUGCCAGAGGGGACACGUUCUUUAUCAUUGGCAAGGGAAAGGUGAACGUUACUCGAGAAGAUCCACCCAAUGGGACCCCUGUCUAUCUGCGGGCAUUAGGUAAAGGAGACUGGUUUGGAGAAAAAGCCCUUCAAGGAGAAGACGUCAGAACGGCUAAUGUCAUUGCUGCUGAAGCUGUCACCUGCCUCGUCAUCGACAGAGAGUCCUUCAAACACUUGAUUGGAGGUCUGGACGACGUCUCUAACAAAGGCUAUGAAGAUGCUGGCUCCAAAGCAAAAUACGAGGCAGAGAAUGCCUUCUUCUCCAACCUGAAGCUGGUGGACUUCAACAUCAUCGACACCUUGGGAGUUGGAGGAUUUGGAAGAGUUGAGCUGGUGCAGCUCAAGAGUGAAGAGAUCAAAACAUUUGCAAUGAAGAUUCUGAAGAAGCGUCACAUCGUGGACACGCGGCAACAGGAGCACAUCCGCUCUGAGAAACAGAUCAUGCAGGAUGCUCAUUCAGACUUCAUUGUAAGGUUGUACAGGACUUUCAAAGACAGUAAAUAUCUGUACAUGCUGAUGGAGGCCUGUCUAGGCGGAGAGCUUUGGACCAUACUUAGAGACAGAGGAUCCUUUGAAGACUCCACUACACGGUUUUAUACAGCCUGUGUGGUUGAAGCCUUCGCAUACCUGCAUUCCAAGGGAAUAAUUUACCGUGAUUUAAAGCCAGAAAAUCUCAUUCUGGAUCACAGAGGGUAUGCCAAGCUUGUGGACUUUGGCUUUGCUAAAAAGAUUGGAUUUGGGAAGAAAACGUGGACUUUCUGUGGAACACCGGAGUAUGUAGCCCCAGAGAUCAUACUGAAUAAAGGACAUGACAUUUCAGCAGACUACUGGUCAUUGGGAAUUCUUAUGUAUGAACUCUUGACUGGAAGCCCACCAUUCUCAGGACCGGAUCCAAUGAAGACAUAUAAUAUCAUUUUAAGAGGAAUCGACAUGAUAGAAUUUCCAAAGAAGAUCACCAAAAAUGCAGGCAAUCUAAUUAAAAAACUAUGCAGGGACAAUCCGUCUGAGAGGCUAGGAAACUUGAAAUAUGGAGUCAAAGAUAUCCAAAAGCACAAAUGGUUUGAAGGCUUUAACUGGGAAGGACUGCGCAAAGGAACUCUCACCCCUCCAAUUAUUCCUGAUGUUGCAAGCCCGACUGACACCAGUAACUUUGAUAGCUUUCCUGAGGACAAUGAGGAUCCUCCUCCAGAUGACAAUUCCGGCUGGGACACUGAUUUCUAAAAAUGAAACUUGUAACAUGCCCUGCCCUGGAGUGUCUCGUGUGGUUUGUCAGCGAAGAGAAGAAUGGAAGACGUCUAGCCCAGCUCUGUGACACCAAGUUGCCUUCGCCCAUACUUCUGUCCUGCGGUGCCACUGGGGGUGUCUCAGCUCCCCGCCGCACCUCACAACUAACGUGAACUGUCCUAAUCAGAAGAACUGGAGUCCAUAUUUCCAACACGACUUUAGAUAUGGACUCAGACCGCCUCGUGCUGGAGCCGAUGUCUUAUAAAUGAGUCUUUAAAUUUUUUUUCUUUGCUGUUUCAUGUUUGACUGAUUGCACAAGCAGUGGUUUCAGGUUUUAAGUCUGGGUCUUAAAAAGAGAAUCAUAAGUAGAGACAGUACUAUGAUCUGGAUUGAGUUUUGAUAAUGUUUCUAAGAUGCAUUUUAGGACGGAAUUUAGUUUGUGGUUACUUCUGAUAGUAUGACAGUUGUGUAGGAAUAUGGCUAAUAUAUUUGGAACAGAAACACACCAGAGUCAAAUACUUAAAAAGGUAAAAGGUCCUGUGGUGGAGAUUUAUUGAUUUGAAUUGAUUGAUAUGAUUCAAUUAAUUUCCAUUUAGUCUUUUUAAGCAUAUUCGUCUUACAGGAAUAGUUCACCCAAAAAUGAAAAUUCUGUUGGAAUCAUGUUGUUCCAAACUCAAAC
Sinocyclocheilus rhinocerous is the source of this 3174-nucleotide messenger RNA. RefSeq names its product protein kinase cGMP-dependent 1 (gene prkg1b). Lineage: Eukaryota; Metazoa; Chordata; Actinopteri; Cypriniformes; Cyprinidae. The coding region runs from base 324 to 2492 and encodes 722 amino acids. The transcript is spliced from 19 exons. Gene Ontology annotation, molecular function: cGMP-dependent protein kinase activity; ATP binding. Gene Ontology annotation, biological process: protein phosphorylation. The record is from RefSeq and is a predicted model, not a curated record.